Molecule: messenger RNA, 3639 nt
Organism: Arachis ipaensis
Lineage: Eukaryota; Viridiplantae; Streptophyta; Magnoliopsida; Fabales; Fabaceae
Source: RefSeq, a predicted model, not a curated record
UUUCCCGUUUAUGUUGUGAAUCCGCCAAAUGAUAGUAGUCGUCUCGUCUCACGAGUCACGACUUGCUCAGACUCAAAUCAAUCAUCCCCAUUCAGAGCUCAGAGCUUGAGCUUCAAUGUCGACGAAGAAGCAGAACGAUGAUAACACCAAGAAGGCGGGCUCUACUCACUAGUGACCCCGCAGUCCCCAACCUUCGUUCUCACCGUCGAAGAAGCCGUACGCUCGCCGUCGUUCUCACCCUCAAGCAGCCGACUCGCUUUCGCCCUUCCCUCAACUCCCCUUUUCUAGCAAAACAGUUCUGGAACUGCCCUCCUGAGUCUAUUUACGGGAAAUCUGACCAAGGUGGCAAGUACUACAGGUAGAAAAAGAGGGCAUUGUCAUGGUUGGAAUUGGUGGUCCUAGUGGCUCUGGAAAAUCAAGCUGUCACUGUGAGGCAUUGAACCAGUAAGUGCUUUCUCAUCUUGAAGAAAAAAUACCUUUUGCUUGUAGGGUAAAAGUGUUUGCAAAAAGAGCCUCGAGACUUGACCAUUUUGGUAAGUUCUUUGCAUUCAAGGACAUGUUGAAAUAUCAAAUCCAGUAACCAAUACAUCCCAGAAGGAAAACAAACCCAGCCAUUGAUUUCUUGCCACUGGACACUUUCAUCACUUGCUGUAGCCACCAUCACCUUCAUCUCCCCCGUUCUUAACUUUUUCCAGUGCCCUCCUGUUCGUCCAUAUUUUCGGUCUUUGGCCAUUUCCCGCCACAAACCUGCAACACUCGCAGGUGAGAGAUUCCACAGUGAGAGGGCUGCUGGAGGCUCUUGAUGAUGGUGCUAGACUAGCUGCUCUUUGCAGCCUGCUUUUCAUUUCUCUGGAGCAUUUUGACAAACACAUUGAGCUACAACUUUGAGAAGCCAAUUGAAGUGGGGUUUGAUAUUUUCUCAAUCAUGAUCAGAGCUCGGUCCAAGCUAUCUCUUUUCUCUGACAUGGCACGGUGCAUCAGCCACAGUUCACUCCCUUUUUCUUACUUUCACAGAGUUCAGCAUCCCCUCGUGAGUGCUGGUUUCGGAUUUGGAAACCCUUCUUCAAGCCCUGACACUUAUUCAGCUGUGCCUGAAUUUGGCUUCUCAAUGAGGCUACUUUGUACUUCAUCUUCAAUAAGAUUCUCUGGGGUGACUGAUGCUCCUGUUCUAGGACUGGAUAAGUCACUAACUGCUUCUAAUGAUGGUGAUUAUGAUGAUUGUAAUGAUGAGGAUGAUGAGCAAGGCAAGAAGAAUUAUGAGAUUGGUUCCCAUUGUAAUCAGUUAGAUUUAAGGGGUGAUGGUCUUCUUGCCCAAGAUGUUAAAACCAUUUUGGAUAUAAUUCAUGAACCAAGUUCUGGACCAUCUGGAAUCAAGCACAAGCUUGAACAUUGCGGUGUUUCAGCAUCCUCGGAGCUGGUUGUGGAGGUCCUUUCAAGAAUUCGCAACGAUUGGGAAGCAGCUUUCACUUUCUUCUUGUGGGCUGGCAAGCAACCCAAGUAUGCUCAUUCGGUUCGCGAGUACCAUUCAAUGAUCUCUAUUCUUGCCAAGAUGAGGAAGUUUGAUACUGCCUGGGCCUUAAUUGAGGAAAUGAGAGGCGGAAGUACUGGUCCAUCUCUUGUGACGCCUCAAACUCUUAUGAUUAUGAUUAGGAGAUAUUGUGCCGUGCAUGAUGUUGGAAGGGCUAUAAACACAUUUUAUGUUCAUAAAAGGUUUAACUUUCAAGUUGGAUUAGAAGAAUUUCAAGGCCUUCUAUCUGCUCUUUGUAGGUACAAGAAUGUAGAAGAUGCUGAGCACUUGUUGUUCUGCAAUAAGAAUGUAUUUCCACUUGACACCAAAAGCUUUAACAUCAUUCUGAAUGGAUGGUGCAAUUUAAUCAUUAGCACACGUAAUGCAGACCGAAUUUGGCAGGAGAUGAGCAAGAGAGGAAUCCGGUAUGAUGUCAUCUCCUAUUCGAGUAUCAUAUCUUGCUAUUCAAAAACUUCUAAACUUUACAAGGUGCUCAAGCUGUUUGACGAGAUGAAGAAAAGGAACAUCACUCCUGAUAGGAAGGUUUAUAAUGCAGUCAUCCAUGCCCUUGCCAAAGCUAGGCACAUAAAAGAAGCUGUCAAUCUCAUUGGAACAAUGGAAGCCAACAAUGUUACCCCAGAUGCUGUUACUUACAACUCCCUUAUAAAGCCUCUGUGCAAAGCUCAUAAAAUGGACGAAGCUAAAGAAGUCUUUGAUGACAUGUUGAAGCGGGGUCUAUCACCUACAAUUCGGACUUUUCAUGCUUUCUUUCGUAUAUUAAGGACCAGAGAAGAGGUAUUUGAGCUUUUAGACAAAAUGAGAGAACUCAGAUGCUGUCCAACUAUCGAGACCUACAUAAUGCUGAUAAGAAAGUUCUGCCGUUGGCGCCAGCUUGAUGAUGUCUUAAAGAUAUGGAAUAAAAUGAGAGAAGAUGGAGUCAGCCAUGAUCGUAGUUCGUAUAUUGUACUGAUUCAUGGGCUAUUUUUGAAUGAAAAGCUAGAGGAAGCACAUAAAUAUUAUGUAGAAAUGCUGGAGAAAGGCUUUGCUCCCGAACCGAAGACAGAAAAAAUUAUUCAGGCAUGGAUUUAUGGGAGACAGGUAACACAAGAUCGGGUGACAGAUUUACAGGACAAUCAAGUGGAACAUGAUACGUGGAGAAAGAAAGACAAGGCUAAACCAAGUAAAUUUGAGAAGGAAAAAUCUUUUCUUCACAAACCAGAGACCAGAAGAGUAAUUAGAGAGAAGGGGUUUUCUUUCUGGGAGCAAUAAAUCCUUCAUGACAUUUUUUGUUUACAGAUUGUACUUGUUUCUUGCACUUCUCGAAUUCAAUUCUACAGUGCUAAUUGGUGAUGUCUGGAGACUUCAUGCUUUAAUUGCUUUGCCAUAACCAAGAGUUAUAAAGGUAUAUUUGUGAAACUGAGUUUGGGGUUUUAUAUUCCAAAGUGCAGUUAGAAACCGAAACCAAUGCUGUGAUCUCUUUGAUUGCAGAGGAAAAUAUGAUUUCGUAGCCAUCUGAAGAGACCUGUUAAACUAUGCAAUUCGGAGGUAAAAUUAUCACAGAAGCUGCAUGAAAAAUCUGAAUAAUUUACCUUUAGUUACAAGGUGGGAAGGUGAAAGAAGCAUACACACAUCGUUCAACUGUAACUGAAAGGCUUCCCCUGAACCAAAGACAAAAAACUGCUUCAGGAUCUUGUUUCUGUGCUCCAAUCGAAUAAUGUUUAUCUAUCAGAUUAUGCUUAUUGACUGGUGUCGCUGAUACAAACAAAUCGAAUUCCAAUGUUCUUCCGGUGGAUUACAAGGUUUCAGCUAAGAGAGCAUGUGAUGAAGCAUUCUUUUAUUCCCUUAACAGCAAGGAGAAACUUCCCCUAUGUAUGAAUGGAUCUCACAAACCAAUAUACACUGCUCGUUGAGGGAUUUGGUAAGUUUGCAAUAUAGUUAUGCAUCUUAAAGUUUAUGACAAAAUCUAUAGAUUAAAAGAUAUUAAAUAGUCAUUUUUUGUUUCUUGUAUUUUUAGGAAUAUAGGAAUAUCUUGAUCCUGAAUGUGAUAUACCCUAAAUUUUAAGGAGAUUAGUUUUUAUAUCUAUGCAGAGGGCUGUUUGGUAUUAGAGGGUUCAACAUGGGAUUUACUUAGA